Nematocida major is the source of this 2142-nucleotide messenger RNA. RefSeq names its product molecular chaperone HtpG. Gene Ontology annotation, biological process: protein folding. The record is from RefSeq and is a predicted model, not a curated record. Lineage: Eukaryota; Fungi; Microsporidia. The transcript has a single exon. Bases 1 to 2142 code for a protein of 713 amino acids. Gene Ontology annotation, molecular function: ATP hydrolysis activity; ATP-dependent protein folding chaperone; ATP binding.
AUGGAAAACACAAUGAACAUAAACGAGAAACACACAGAUAUUGACCAAGAGACACAGAAUGCCUUUGAAGAGGUGAAGAAGGAGCACGCAACAAUCCAGAACGAGAACGAAAGCGUGCACCUGGACGAGAACGUUGUAAAAACAAGCGAGGGGGAGACCCACUCGUUUGACGCACAGAUGGACAGUCUUCUGAGCAUUCUGAUCAACUCUGUAUACUCCAGCAAAGACUACUUCCUGCGGGAGCUGAUCUCCAAUGCCUCUGACGCCAACGACAAGAGAAAGCGGGUCAUGUACGAAAACCAGAUGAGCGUGGACGAGGAGCUCUCCAUUAAGAUCAUUCCAAACAAAGAGAACAGCACAAUAACCAUUGUGGACACAGGAAUUGGAAUGAGCAAGGCCGACAUGAUCAACUACUUGGGAAGCAUAGCAUCCAGCGGAACAAAGGAGUUCAGGAAGAAAAUCCAGGAGGGCUCUGGAAAGGGCGACUCUUUGGAUGCUUUGAUUGGGCAGUUUGGUCUUGGAUUCUACUCUGCAUUCCUGGUUGCCGACCAGGUGGACGUCAUCUCCAGAAAGAGCGAGGAGGAGGCGUACAUUUGGAGCAGCAGAGGGCCAGGCGGCUUUGUGGUGGCCCCAUACAGCGGAGAGCACCCGCAGGGAACGUCUGUUGUGCUGCACAUUGCAGAGCAGUGCAAGAACUACCUGGAGGAAAAGACGCUGGAAAACAUCGUAAAGGUGCACUCUUCUUUCAUUGCAUACCCCAUCUACAUGUUUGUCCUUGCCGAGAAGACAAGGCCCAAGGAGGCUGCGAAGAAGCCGGAAGAGGAGAAGGACGAGGACGCAGUGGAAGACGCAGCAGCAGAGCCUGCGGAGGAGACCGAAACAUACUAUGAGCAGGAGUACAAGAAGCUGAACAACCAGAUGCCGCUGUGGGCAAGAGACCCAAAGGAGGAGAAAAUAACCGAGGAGGAGUAUGCAGAGUUCUACAAGGCGCUCACAAACGACUGGGAGAAACACUUCGCAGUGAUCCACUCGUUCAUUGAAAGCGACUUCAACAUCCAGGUGCUUCUCUUCGUGCAGAACAGGCAGCCUUUCAACAUGUUUGAGAAGGGAAAGAAGGCCCCGUGCAAUAUUAAGCUGUACGUGCAAAACGUCCUGGUAAGCAACGACCUGUCUGAUGCAAUUCCAGAGUGGAUGGGAUUCGUGCACGGAGUUAUCAGCUCUAAGGACAUCCCCAUCAACGUGUCCAGAGAGAUCGUGCAGGGCAAGUCUGUCAUGAACCUCAUCAAGAGAGUCAUCACCAAGAAGGUGCUAGACAUGCUCAAGGACCUGGGGGCAGACAAGGAGAACUACAUGAAGUUCUACAAGAACUGCAGCGCGUCUUUAAAGAUGGGAGUGUACCAGGAGAGCUCUGACGUAGCCACCAAGCUGGCAAAGCUUCUUAGAUACAAGACUUCAAAGAGCGAAGAGCCCAUUUCGCUUGAGGAGUACAUCAGCAGAAAGGCAGAGGGCCAGAAGCAGAUAUACAUUCUCACCGGAAUGAACGAGGAGGACGUAAAGUCAAAUCCUGCGCUGGAGAAGAUGGCAAAGUACGAGGUUCUCCUUAUGGACGACCCCAUCGAUGAGUUCAUUGUGCAGUCACUCAACAAGUUCAACGACAUGCCUUUCCAGAGAAUUACCGCCGAGGGGCUUGAGCUCCCAGAGGAGACUGUAGAUGUAAAGACCCAGGAGGAGGAGCUUAAGGACGUAGUGGCUCAGAUCAAGAGUCUGCUCGGAGAGAAGGUUGAGAAGGUUGUUGUUUCCGGAAACCUGGGAGCCCUUCCCUGCUCAAUCACCAGCAGCAAGUACAGCUACUCUGCAGCCAUGGAGAACAUUCUUAGAGCGCAGGCAAAUGCCAACGCAGGCUCGCUUCUCAGCACUGGAUACCUUACAAAGAAGAUACUCGAGAUCAACCCUGCAAAUGGAAUCAUCUCUGGGCUGAAGAAUCUUCUGGGCGAGGAGAAGAAGGAGGAGUUCAACAGCACAGUUUCUCUGCUCUUUGACUCCGCCAUGCUUGCAGGAGGAUUCCCGAUUCCAAACAUGGCCGGCUUCAGCAAGAAGAUAUUCGGAUACAUUGAGAUGGGAAUGGGCGGAAGAGGCCUGUAA